Osmia lignaria (orchard mason bee) is the source of this 2388-nucleotide messenger RNA. RefSeq lists its product as uncharacterized. The record is from RefSeq and is a predicted model, not a curated record. Lineage: Eukaryota; Metazoa; Arthropoda; Insecta; Hymenoptera; Megachilidae.
CACGGAUCUAUGAUACGAUUACUACAUAGAUUUUCAGUAGCAUAAAUUCUUUUGUCGGCAAGGCGGCAAAGGUUCUGCGUCAGACCCGGAGCGCUCGACCACCGCGGAUGGAAAGAAAAGAUGGAGACUAGUAAUAGACUACAGGAAAUUAAAUGAAAAAACGAUUCCAGACCCAUAUCUACUCCCAAACAUAACUGAUAUUUUCGACCAAUUAGGACAGGCAAAACUAUAUAACGUAAUAGAUUUAAAAUCAGGCUUCCAUCAAAUCAAGAUGAACCCAAAAGACAUACAUAAGACAGUUUUCAGCAUACAUCCACUGGGACGAUUCGAAUUCAAUGUCUUACCUUUCGGAUUAAGAAACUCACCACGAACAUUUCAGAGAGUAAUAAACACAGCACUAGGCGAUUCAAUUGGGAAAAUUUGCUUUGUUUUCAUUGACGACAUCAUAAUAUUUGGAGGAAAUUUAGAGGAACUCAACACGAGAUUUAACACAGUCGCACAAAAAUUAAGAGACGUAAAAUUAAAACUUGAGCUCGAGAAAUGCGAAUUCCUUAAAUCAGAUGUAUGCUUUCUAGGACACAUACUAAGUGGGAAAGUUAUAAAACCGACCCAGCAAAAACAGAAGCUGUACAAAUAUUUCCAACUCCUAAGAACGUCAAGAACAUAAGAGAAUUCUUAGAACUCGCAGGCUACUACAGACGAUUCAUACAUAACUUCGCAAAAAUCGCAAAACCUUUAACGAUCCUAUUACAAAAAGAUAACAAAUUUUUCUGGAACACAGAACAACAAGAAGCUUUCAUAAAACUCAAAGAAAUAUUAUGCAACGCACCUAUACUACAGUACCCGAAAUUCGACGAACCAUACGUCAUCACGACAGAUGCAUCUAAAUACGCCCUAGGUGCAGUACCAUCACAAGCAGAAAUCGGAAAAGAUAGACGAAUUGCAUACGCAUCACGAGUAUUACAGGAAGCCGAAAUCAAAUAUGACACCUACGAAAAAGAAGCUUUAGCAAUAAUGUUCGCGAUAAAAACAUUUCGAAACUAUAUUUAUGGAAAGAAAUUCACGAUAGUUACAGAUCAUAAACCAUUAUUCUGGCUAAAAACAGCUGACAAUAAAACUAGAGUCCAGAAAUGGAGACUAAAGCUAUCAGAUUAUGAAUACGAUAUAGCCUAUAAACCAGCAAGAGCACAGGGGAAAAAAGAAAUCAGCAAAAACUCGACACCUGCAAAAAUUCUAAAUAAAGAUAAAGUGGAAGCUUCAACCGACAAUCAUAUCAAAGUCAAGGGAAAAAGGGGUAGACCAAGAAAAAAUAUCCAAGAACCGUUAGCACAAGAGACAACUUCAAAUAGUAACAAUAAGGGAAAAACGACUAAGCGCAAGGAAGAGGAAGAUAAAACAGAAAAAGACAAUAUACAAGAACAGGAACAAAAAAAUUUAAUUUACACGAAAAAUUCAAUUCAAUUUAGAAAUGAUAACAUCGUACAUAUAAUCACUCAACAAGGUGGCGCUCAGAACGACGAAUCAUCCAUCGAUAGAAAAGAUCACCAGAACAACAAGGCAGAUCUACUGGAUCACCUUAAUCAACCAUGGCUCACCCAUCCAAAUCAUCCGAAAAGUGGAGUGAGAUGCAAGACAGCUCACAAGAAUCACUGGAGGUUCCUGGAAAAACGAGGUAUCCUGGACUCUUUCAAGGACGAGUCAGAGCAUCUUUCCAAGGAGGAGUUGGACGACGCCAAGGCCCAGUUCGACGAGGCCAUAAAAGUGUUCAAUAAGGAACACGCACACUUCGAGGUGGUGUGGACAACGUCGCAGGCAAAUCACCCCUACUUUACCGAUGACUGCCACUACCAGAUGCAGCAGAUUGGUACCAUGGCGAAAAAGAUCAUUGCGAAGAGAUCAGCGGAGCUGCCUGCUCAGACGACCGCUCAACCAGGGAAGGUGACGUGUUCGAAGUCAAAGCUGCCAGACAUCGAAUUGCCACGGUUCACUGGCAACUAUACUGAAUGGUCGUCGUUCCUGGAGCUGUUCAAUUCCGUAGUAUGCGGAAAACCGGAGCUCAAACAGGUAGAAAAGUUCUACUGCCUCAAGGGUUGCCUGCGAGGAGAACCAGCACAGAUCGUGUCCAGCCUACCACUCAUCGGCGCAUCACUAUCCGCUGCCAUCGAGCUGCUCAAGCAGCGAUGUACCGAAAGAUGGACCGCACGACGAAGGAGCGACGGGAGUCCACGCUUGGAGUCACAACUGAGUACCCAUCGUUUGAGAAGCUCAUGGAGUUUAUCACAUCCAGGGUCAGGACGUUGGAGCACCUCGCAGACGAUUAGGCCAGAGGUUCUCUUGCGAAGCCUGCGCCGACAAAGCCCGCUCAACCACGAGCUCAGCCCGCAGUAG